Messenger RNA from Aricia agestis (brown argus), 1889 nucleotides. RefSeq names its product zinc finger protein 23-like. Bases 91 to 1734 code for a protein of 547 amino acids. The record is from RefSeq and is a predicted model, not a curated record. Gene Ontology annotation, molecular function: zinc ion binding. Lineage: Eukaryota; Metazoa; Arthropoda; Insecta; Lepidoptera; Lycaenidae. Gene Ontology annotation, cellular component: nucleus. The transcript has a single exon.
UCAAACAUUUUUAUUUACUUGUGUAAAGUUGUAUUUUCUUAUUAAACUUAUCAAAAUAGUGCAAUUAGGAUAAAUAUCGUGUUAUAAAGAAUGGCAGAAGAAGAAACAUAUUGCCGUUUGUGCGCGGAACCAACUCCUAUCAACCAACUUAUAAGUCCUGACGAAGACGUCGCUAUAAACUCUAAAAUAUCUACUAAAUUGUCCUGGAUAAACAUCGAUAUAUCCUCAAAAAACAGUCUCCCUAAAACUAUAUGCUUCUCAUGCUUCGAUUUAUUAGAGAGAACGUGGUCCUUUCUACAAAACGCUCGAGAUGCACAAGAAAAACUGUCGAGUAUAUUUAUCAAAAAACCAAGCAAAGAUAACUCAAAUCGAACGAGAAGAAGUCACACGAGUAAUUCCAACACGAACAUUCCUGGCAAACCUGUCGACAGUGAUUGGGAAGAGUUCCAAGAGCUAAAGGUUGAAGUUAAAGUGGAGAAAGUCGACACCGACGGUAACGCACCUGUUUGCUCACGGAAAUUAAAAAAAAGUUCACCAUUAUCUGUUAAAUCUGAGGACGACUCCGACGAGUUCAAUCCCAACAACUUCGUCAGCGACUCCGAUUCUCACGACUCCUCCGACAGCGAUGUACCCCUAGAAGUAACCGCAAAGAAGAAGAAAUCUCGUAAGAAAACUGUUAACGAAGAAUUAGUAAUGCUAGAAGAUAUAAAGUCUGAGAUUCCAUUAGAAAUACUAGCAUCAAAUAUCACAUGGGAAAACCAACCAUGCCAGUGUGCAAAGUGUGACGCCCAAUGUGAGAACAUCACAAUUCUGCAGCUACACUCCCAGCAAAUACAUGACCAAUGCUGCAGCUUCAAAUGUUUGGAGUGCAGCUAUGUAAUAAAGACCUUCAAGGCCUUCAUCCGUCACAUGAGAACUCACAACAAUGCCCUGAGACACUGCUGCGAAUAUUGCAACAAAUUGUUCAUACUGACAUCAGAACUUCGACAGCAUCGGAGCAAACUUCAUUCUGGAGCAUUAAAAAUGAAAUGUAAAAAGUGUGGAUUGAAAUUUGAUAGCGUAGAGGAUCUAAAGGCUCAUAAGCUCAUAUACGGCAGCAGCGGGAGAAGAAAUAAUAAGGCCAAACCCCUGAGCGAAUUGGAUUUAAAGUGCCGGGACUGCGACAAGGUAUUCAAGUCCAAGAGCAACCUCCAGCAGCACAAGCAGGUGCACACCGCACGCACCAGGAACUUCUCAUGCCACGUCUGCGGGAAGAUGUUCUUCACCAAGGGCACGCUGGGGAGCCACAUACUGACCCACAAUGAUGCUAAGCCCUUCAAAUGUGACUACUGUCCCCUGGCUUUCCGAGCCCGAGGUAAUCUCAUGUCCCACAUCAGCUUACAUUCAGGUACUAAACCAUUUGUUUGCGAACAGUGCGGCAAGAGCUUCCGAGUUAAACGUCACCUGAAAUCUCACUCCAUAGUUCAUACGGACCUGAUGCCUUACACAUGCGAGUAUUGCAACAAGUCAUUCCGCUUCAAAACUAGACUGAAUCUCCAUCUAAGACAGCACACAGGAGCCAAGCCCUACAAGUGUGUGUACUGCCAUAGAGACUUUACAAAUGGCUCCAACUACAAAAAGCAUAUGAAGAGAAGACACAACAUUGACACCUCAAAACAAAAGUUUGAUAAUAUUGUGCCAGAUAAGGAGGAGCCCGACAUCAAAGUCAGCAUUCAGUCCACCUAUCCAGAGUAGUAUCUAACUUAUAUUUGUACUGUUUAUUUUGGGAAAUUAACCAAUAAAACUAUUAAUGAUUAUUAAAUUAUGAGAGUAUAUCAGCCGCUGACUAUCAUGACUGCAAUGAAAAUUAUAUCAUAAAUAUUUAAGAUAAUUUUAGCAUUAAAAAAUAU